Messenger RNA from Hypoxylon trugodes, 2300 nucleotides. Its product is annotated as Metallo-hydrolase/oxidoreductase. The transcript is spliced from 6 exons. Gene Ontology annotation, molecular function: damaged DNA binding; 5'-3' DNA exonuclease activity. Gene Ontology annotation, biological process: double-strand break repair via nonhomologous end joining; interstrand cross-link repair; protection from non-homologous end joining at telomere. NCBI's taxonomy places the organism in Eukaryota, Fungi, Ascomycota, Sordariomycetes, Xylariales, Hypoxylaceae. The record is from RefSeq and is a predicted model, not a curated record. The coding region runs from base 174 to 2165 and encodes 663 amino acids.
AUCAUCGUUGCCUCUUUCUUCAUUUCAUACCUCAGGUUGAAAUGAGAUGCAUAGAGUGAAACACUGGACAUCGAGUUAAAAAAUUAAGUUUGUGGUAUUAUUUUCAAUCAAAAUGUUUUUCUCCGAUCUCUCCGAACUUUUUUCAUACUUUUGCCACUUAAACGCAAGCCAAGAUGUCAACUUUUAACGGUAUCAUCCAUGAAUUCCCUGACAUCAGAAUUGAUUACUUUCGCGGGUUUAAUGAUAGGCCUCCGCUGGCCUGCUUUCUGAGUCAUGUUCAUAGUGAUCAUCUUACAGGACUUGAAGUCCUCAGGAGCCCUUUUGUGUACUGUUCAGCUGCCACAAGGGAAAUUCUGCUCCGCCUCGAAAAAUAUCCUUGUCGCAUGAAUCUAGCCAAAGGCAUACUUGAGAAUCCCCGGGUCCAGACAUAUAAGCACCUUACCAAAGUGUUAAAGCCCAUUCCUCUCGAUACGCCUACCGAGCUUGAACUAGAACCCGGUAAAAUUAUUCGAGUGACUCUGUUGGAUGCUAACCACUGUGUUGGCGCUGUUAUGUUCCUCAUUGAAGGUGAUGGAACCGCAAUCUUAUACACAGGAGACAUUAGGAGUGAGCCUUGGUGGGUUAAUUCCAUCGUUAGAAACCCUACUAUGAUCGAAUAUACGACUGGGAUGCAAAGGCUUAAUCGUAUCUACCUUGAUACUUCGAUGUUAGGCGGCUUCCCUUUACAGACAAAGGCGGAAGGACUCCGCUUGCUUCUAGAGCAAGUGUGGUACUAUCCAGAAGACACCAUUUUUUAUAUACAAGCAUGGACCUACGGGUAUGAAGACGUUUGGAUCGCUCUAUCAAAAGCGCUCAAUUCUAAGAUCCAUGUCGAUAAGUACAAGAUGGGGGUAUAUAAAUCUCUUGCAACUAAAUCUACCGAUAAUCGCUUCGCGGCCCAAACCCAUUUGGCCAAGGAGGCUCCCUAUCUCGCGGGGUUCACCUGUGGUAACAAUCAGCAUGAAGGGUGCUUAACAUUAGAUGAAAACGUCCGCAUUCAUAGUUGCGAAAAAGGAACGGGCUGCGCUGUCAUAAAAAACAAGCCUGUUGUAUGGAUCAAACCUAUCGUUGCGCAUCUUAGAGACGGACAAGAUGUGGAUGAGGUAGGUAUCGGUGGUGGGGGUGAAGAUCUAAUACAGCGACUGAGUAUUGGCAUCGAAGACAUUCGAGCCUUGACGGAGACAGUAAACUCCAACCUUCAGUUACCAGACGGAUCCCAUUUAAGCGACGGACAUUUACUGAGUAAGGCGCUGCUGGGCUCUAGGGACCUUGGUCUCGAUAUGGAAAUAAACGACUCUGCGGAAGAAUCCAUUCAAAUUUACCAAAUUUUCAGGUCUAUCUUUAAGAAGGUAAAAACUAUGCAGAAUCCAGUAACGACCAAUGAGAACUUCGACACUGAUGCGCUACCAAACCGAAUUGUAUUUCCGUAUGCCCGACAUUCUUCCAUACCUGAACUCAGACAUCUUAUCGAGGCUUUCAGGCCCAUCGAUAUUUGGCCAUGCACAGUAGACCCGGAAGACUGGAUGGAGAGCGGUAUUACUAUGGAAGAAUUAUUUGGGGAUCUAUGUGGUGGCCUUAAUCAGCACGAUAAAAUUUUAGCAGCGGAAUAUGAGGCAAAGGAAGGAAGAAAAAAGGGGGAGGGAUACGAUCUUGGAACUCCGCCAAUAUUAUCGUCUCAACCUGAACCUCCCUCUAGCCCCACUAUACCGUCCACUAUACCAUCCACUAGCGCCCCCAAGCUACAGGGACUUAAUAGCGAAGAGUCUCCAAUUGUAGAACAAAUCACCCCCGAGGCGCCGGAACAAUACUGUGACCUACAAUCCGCCCGGGAGGAAGACGAAGCAAUAUUUCAGCCCCAGUUCCAACAAAACAAGGGCAACUACCAGGAGUUCCAGGAGAACCAGAGUAUAGGCUCAGAGUCUGAGGAAAACAGUGGUGAUAACUUUGGAUUAAACCUCCAAGGCUCACAAGCGUCGACAAUAUCCGCUUACGAGUAUGAGACCAGGCUGCAUGCGUUUCGCGCAGCACAGGCGAACAUGGAGGGCGACGGCGAUUGGGCUGCUAUAAACCUCAUAUCUACGGCGGAUAACCACACCUCUAUCGAGCCGGACCUGGGUAAUUCGUGAAUAUUCGCAAAUUAGGUGACGGAAAAGGAUGGAGUUGGUGGGGGAUUAUAUAGGCGUUCAGAAAUCAUCAUGGGGUGGCAAAUUCCUUUUAUUAGAUACCAUAGAAAAAGUCGGCAACAAUUAAUGUACGCGACA